Diaporthe amygdali is the source of this 2871-nucleotide messenger RNA. RefSeq lists its product as uncharacterized. Bases 1 to 2871 code for a protein of 956 amino acids. The record is from RefSeq and is a predicted model, not a curated record. NCBI's taxonomy places the organism in Eukaryota, Fungi, Ascomycota, Sordariomycetes, Diaporthales, Diaporthaceae. Gene Ontology annotation, molecular function: RNA binding; protein binding. The transcript has 8 exons.
AUGUCAAGCCAUCGUGGGUCGCAAAGAAGUGGUGUGGGAUCCCAGAGAGGCUUUGACGGUUCCCAAAGAAGCCACGGGGAGCCUAAUGCAGGAUCCUCGGGAUCACAAACGAGUGCUCGGAGACCGCUGCCUGUAGGAACAAUAGAGGGGCAGCUCUACAGACACCCGAAAGAUCCCAAGUCUACAUUAAACCGCAAGGUCCUGACUUGGGAAGAUGAGUACCAAAAAACCCCAAAUCUCAGCAGUCUGUCUCUGUCAACAGAGCCGUUUCCUAAUCGACCGGAUUUCGGCAAGAGGGGCAAGCCUAUUCUCAUUUGGAGCAACUACUUCGAAUUACUGGUUGAUCCACGCCUCGUAAUGCACCAGUACAAGAUCGAGGUGCAGCCUACAGCUGUCGGCAGAAAGCUAACUCGCAUUAUCGAGUUGUUUCUGCAGCGGCCCGAGUCGAUUGAACGUUCGGACAGUAUUUUCAGUGACUUCAAGUCAUUGCUGUUCUCGCGUGUGCCUCUCGAUGAUGGUUAUACCGCUUGCAACAUUGUGUACCGGUCCGAGUUUGAGGAGGUGUCUCAAGAGAACGCACCGGUUUAUCAUCUUCGCCUCCAACUUACCAAAAUUCUCAGGGUUCGACAGCUCAUCGAGUACCUAACAUCGACCCACCUGACUACUGCUUUUGACGAAAAGCAUGUCAUGAUACAAGCUUUCAACGUCUUUUUGAACCACUAUGCCAAGUCUCAAGGCAAUCUGGUGACCCUCGGUAGCAAGACUUUCCCAAAGGACGCGGUGGGUAAAGACCUGGGCGGUGGCCUGCUGGCUAUACGAGGGUUCUUCUCUAGCGUUCGAGUCGCCACAGGUCGGCUCCUAGUCAACGUAAACCGACGACCAAAAGUUCCGCAGUUUGGAUCCGGCCCGAAUCAGGUACAGUUUUGGUUCCAUGAUCAGGGGCGAUAUGUUACCGUAUCGGAGUUUUUCUACAGAUCCUACGGUAUUAGACUGAACAGAGCGAACCUACCUGUGGUGAAUGUCGGGUCAAAAGAGAAACCUGUCUACCUUCCGCCAGAAGUGUGCGAGGUCGAGGUUGGACAGAAAGUUGGGUUCAAGCUCAACGCGGAUCAAACGAGCAGAAUGAUCAGUCAUUCCGUUCGAAGACCAGCUCCGGCUCACAAUGCCCUAUCCAUUGCUCGGGAUGGACUUCCAAUGGUUGGAAUGUCGCAACAGACCAACCUUUUGCUUGAUGCUUUCCACAUCAAAGUUGAUCCGACUUUUACCAGUACCCCAGGCCGUAUCCUGACAAAACCUCGAAUUGCAUAUGGAAACAAUAGAUCCGCUACAGUAAGUCCGUCGGCUUCCUGGAAUCUUCGUGGUCUAGCAAUGAGUCGACCUGCGACGAUACCCGCGAACACAUGGGGCUGGUUGUACAUUACCAUGAACGGAUACCCCCCUCCUUUUCAAUCCAUAAAUCCUCUCCAAACCGCCUUGGAAGCAUUUCGGGAAUCGCUGCGAAGAGCAGGUAUCAACAUUGGCGAACCCAGCCCAGGCAGCCGCCAACUCCAUCUGAACAAUGUCGAAGACCCCUCGCUGGAAGAUGUGCUCAAACCGGCCUCAGAGAGACUGCAAAUGAUCUAUAUAAUUUUGCCAGCCAAGAACACGCCUCUAUAUAACCGGAUCAAACACCUCUGUGACGUCAAGCUCGGGAUUAUCAACAUCUGUUCCGUUGGAAGAAUGCUCUUGGAGUCCAACGGGCGGCCACAGUAUUUCGGAAACGUAUCGCUGAAGUUCAACCUCAAAGCUGGAGGCGAUAAUCAGCUCGUGGAUCCAUCUCGACUUCAUUUCAUCUCUCAAGGAAAUACCAUGAUUGUGGGCAUUGACGUUGCACAGCCGGGCCCAGGCGCAAGCAGUUUGGCCCCCAGUGUUGCUGCUAUGGUCUCCAACAGCAAUGGAAAGCUGGGCCAGUUCCUAGCAACGUCCUGCAUCCAGAAAAAGCGAAGGCAAGAGAUGAUUGACGGUCAAAUGCUGAAAGAUCAUUUGAAUCUCUGGAAGACUGAGGGCAGACACACCACAUUUCCUCAAAACAUACUGAUCUGCCGCGAUGGUGUAUCCGAAGGCCAGUAUCAAAUUGUCAAAGAUCAGGAGCUUUCUCUUCUCCGAAAGGCCUGUGAGGAGAUGUAUGAUCCUGUGGGCCAGCAACGCCCGCGAAUCACCAUCGUCAUAGUAACCAAACGCCAUAAUACACGUUUCGGGCCGACGACAACAGAAACAGCUGACGGUAACGGUAAUUGUCUGGCUGGUACUGUGACUGAUCGUGGAAUUACCGAGGCUCAACAGUGGGACCUUUGGCUACAGGCGCACUCAGCUAUCCAGGGAGCAGCGCGACCUGCACAUUAUUUCGUCGUACACGACGAGAUAUUCCGCGCUGCUCCUCUUGCUCAGGGCCACAACGUCGCUGACACGUUUGAGGACGUCAUGCAGAGUUUGCAUUAUAUCUUUGGACGAUGCACAAGGGCUGUAUCAUAUGCCACUCCAGCGUACUACGCAGACAUUGUCUGUGAGCGCGCCUGCCGAUACCUGAGCUUCCUUUUCGACCCUUCGGCACAUUCAGACACUGCAUCCCUGAUGAGCGAUCUGGACGACGACGACGAUGACCAGCGCCGAGCCCGUCUCCAGGAGCUUAUCACUCCUCACCCAAGGCCCAUCAUUCUUUCUGCUGUCGUGAUCCCAGCCCGCCGACUUGAUGUGCUUGUGGCGAGCUUCUUUGUCGGUCCCAUGGAUCUAUGCAUCCUAUCCACGAUUGCCCUGGGCAUCAUUAGCAUCUGUGAUUGUGAGCUGCUAACGCCUGGUUCUCCGGUUAACACAGUGACGGCGGGUGUUUUGUGA